Jaculus jaculus (lesser Egyptian jerboa) is the source of this 1433-nucleotide messenger RNA. It is a transcript of the gene C8H6orf89, whose product is annotated as chromosome 8 C6orf89 homolog. The transcript is spliced from 9 exons. Gene Ontology annotation, cellular component: Golgi membrane; nucleolus. Lineage: Eukaryota; Metazoa; Chordata; Mammalia; Rodentia; Dipodidae. The coding region runs from base 296 to 1342 and encodes 348 amino acids. The record is from RefSeq and is a predicted model, not a curated record.
GGAGGAGGGAGCGGGCGGCUGGAGCGCGGAGUCUCUUCCGGGUCGCGCUCCCGGAAGCAGGAAGUUAUCGGCCCAUCCUCCUCGCCCCCGCGGUUGGUGUCCCCGAGGCGGGAGGAGCCCGAGGGGGCGCGGGCCUGCAUCUCAAUGAAUCAGAGUUGCAGCAUUAGCACUGCCUAACUGGCAAAGUGUUGAGAAAGUCCUGGCUCCUGGGUCAUGUCACGUACAGGACACACUUGUCCCGCUGGAGGAGUUAACGCUCUAUUAAACAGUGCAAAGGGAUUUUGUAUUUGAAGACAUGGAUCUAGCUGCUCAUGAGCUCAGCAUCUAUGACAAGCUUGCAGAGACCGUGGACUUGGUGAGACAGACAGGCCACCAAUGUGGAAUGUCAGAGAAGGCGAUCGAGAAAUUUAUCAGACAGCUGCUGGAGAAGAACGAGCCACAAAGGAGGCCGCCCCAGUAUCCUCUCCUCCUGGCCGUGUAUAAGGUCUUCCUAACUCUGGGAUUAGUCUUGCUCACUGCCUACUUUGUGAUUCAACCUUUCAGCCCACUGGCACCUGAGCCGGUGCUUUCUGGAGCUCAGACAUGGCGCUCCCUCAUCCAUCACAUUCGACUGAUGUCCUUGCCUAUCACCAAGAAGUACAUGCCAGAGAGUAAGGGUGCACCUCUGCAAGGGGGAGAUGAAGACAGACGCUUUCCAGACUUUGACCCCUGGCGCACAAAUGACUAUGAGCAGAAUGAGUCGGAGCCCAUCCCUGCCAACUGCACAGGCUGUGCCCAGAAGUUGCCCCUCAUGGUAACACUGCCAGAGGAUACCCCAAAGAAUUUUGAAAGACUCCGUCCUUUGGUGAUCAAGUCAGGACAGCCUCUGCCACAUGAAGAGAUCCAGCGGUUUUUGUGCCGGUAUCCUGAGGUGACAGACGGCUUCACUGAAGGGUUUUUCAACAAGUGGUGGCGUUGCUUUCCUGAGAGGUGGUUCCCCUUUCCUUACCCGUGGAGGAGACCUCUGAACAGAUCACAGAUUUUACGAGAGCUAUUUCCUGUUUUCACCCACCUUCCAUUUCCAAAAGAUGCCUCCUUAAACAAAUGCUUCCUUCUUCACCCGGAACCUGUUGUGGGUAGCAAGAUGCAUAAGGUGCGUGACUUGUUCACCGUCGGCAGUGGUGAAGCCAUGCUGCAGCUCAUCCCUCCCUUCCAGUGCCGGAGACACUGUCAGUCUGUGGCCAUGCCCAUAGAGCCUGGGGACAUUGGCUAUGCGGAAUCCACCCACUGGAAGGUCUACAUCGUGCCCAGAGGCGUCCAGCCACUGGUCAUCUGCGAUGGCACCACCCUGUCAGAACUAUAGGAAACAGAGCUGUGUGGGGGAACUGCUUGGAGAGCUGAAAACCAGGUUGAAGGGGAGGCUCACGGUGAAUAAAAAACACACAAACAACGCA